CCGGAAGACACCUCUAACUAAAAGCCACAAUGUAUGCCCCAAUGCUAUGUUUGGCUAAAGGCUACAUCGACCUACACUCCGCACCUUCGACGCCGACCAUGCCUCCACUGUCAUUCAAGCGACUAUACUCGUACUUCCUCACCGCCAUCACGAUGGCGAUGGGAACGGCGCUACUCUACUCCGGCGUAGUGGGCACAUUUAUCGAUACACUGGGCUGGGCCAAAGGCUUCGGCAUGCCAACAGCAACAGAGGAAACAGCCGUGCUUUUUGCGUCCGCAACGGGUCGGAAUCUUGGCGCUGGGUUUUUCGUUUGGACACAGAUUCUACGGGGUGAUAAGAGGAUGCUGGGGAUGUUCAUGAUAUGCUGGGCGUGGGCGGGAGUAGCGGAUUGCAUGAUCCUUUGGCGACAUCCCGAUGGGCAAAAUGUGACCAAGCACAUGGUGAACACCGUGCUGGCGCCUACAUUCGGUAUUCUUUUGAUCAGAUCAUAGACAAUGGUAUUUGUACGACGUGCCUGCAAUCUGCUUAGAUCUUGGCGACUUUGUAAGGCUGAAGCUAGCAGCGACAUCGCUUUGACAAUCAUAUUGGAUGCUGCUAGAAACACCCGAGCCGCCAUCGCCGCCGCCGGAAUUUCAGAGUAAACAACUGAAGCUAUAUGUUAGGAG
Bipolaris sorokiniana ND90Pr is the source of this 665-nucleotide messenger RNA. RefSeq lists its product as uncharacterized. The transcript is spliced from 2 exons. The record is from RefSeq and is a predicted model, not a curated record. Bases 30 to 491 code for a protein of 153 amino acids. NCBI's taxonomy places the organism in Eukaryota, Fungi, Ascomycota, Dothideomycetes, Pleosporales, Pleosporaceae.